ACAUUUGGGUUUAUCACUUUAUCUGGGUUGCCGGUAGACGGCAGUCUCAGUCCUCGUUGUUUUCACUCAUAAACACAGGACAGCACCUUGCUGCAGCGCUGCUCGCUCCUCCGGCUCUGCUCGCUGCUGUAUCGCGACUGGACGCCAUCGCAGCAUCGCCAGGCGCUCCUUGGGACCUCGUCUCCCCACCUCUCGCGACCUCGUUCCAGCCCAAGCCGACUGAGUCGUCUAUCUUCGCCUUCUCUUUGGGAUCCCAGCCGACGAAUAUAGGAUUCUGAAAGAUACACCGAAUUUGGAUGGCAUCUCUAACUUCAAUAUCAAGAAGCUUCAUAAGACAAUCUGUGAUCAGCCGUCCAAGAACAACAACUGCCCCAAGAUGCAUGAGCAACUUGCCAGAGAAUGCGGUGUAUGGUGGUCCCAAGCCGCAGGACCAUAACAAGAGAACAACACUCACCACUCUCCGACAGAAGCACCACAAGGGGGAACCCAUAACCAUGGUCACUGCUUACGAUUACCCUUCUGCUGUGCAUCUUGACAUGGCUGGAAUUGAUAUAUGUCUAGUUGGUGACUCUGCCGCGAUGGUGGUCCACGGACACGACACCACCCUUCCAAUUACCCUUGAUGAGAUGCUUGUGCAUUGUCGAGCCGUCGCUAGAGGGGCUAAACGCCCUUUUCUUGUUUGUGAUCUCCCUUUUGGUAGCUAUGAGGCCAGCACUGGGCAGACGGUGGGAUGGAGGCAGUACUACUUAAGUGGGGCAUCUGAGCAUUUCAGCUACGGUUCAGAAAAGAAAAGACCAUCUACUAUUAGGCGAAUUGUACUGUUGUUGAAUCAUAAACAGGCUGUCGAAGCAGCAGUAAGAGUUUUAAAGGAAGGAGCUAUGGAUGCUAUUAAGUUGGAAGCCGGUGCACCUUCCAGAAUUACAGCCGCUAAAGCGAUUGUCAACUCAGGAAUUGCUGUUAUGGGGCAUGUUGGACUUACCCCUCAGGCCAUUAGUGUUCUUGGAGGAUUUAGGCCCCAAGGUAGAAAUGUUUCUAGUGCAGUCAAGGUUUUAGAAACUGCAUUGGCUUUCCAGGAGGCAGGGUGUUUUUCUGUUGUCAUGGAAUGUGUGCCACCACAAGUGGCAGCAGCAGCAACUUCUGUUCUUAAGAUUCCCACUAUUGGCAUUGGGGCUGGCCCCUUUUGCAGUGGUCAGGUGCUAGUUUAUCAUGAUUUACUUGGGAUGAUGCAACAUCCACACCACGCCAAGGUUACUCCAAAGUUCUGUAAACAAUUCGGGCAUGUUGGAGAUGAAAUCAACAGAGCACUUCUAGCAUACAAGGAAGAAGUGACUAGUGGUUCCUUCCCUGGUGCUGCUUAUAGUCCAUAUAAAAUCAGCCCCACUGAAAUGGAUGGUUUCGUGGAAGAGCUACAGAAGUUGGGUUACAAUGAUGCAGCAUCUGCAGCUGCUGCAGCAGAAGAUGGGAUGAUUCAGACUCCACCAAAAUGAUAACAGUGUGAGCUAAGUUGCUGAUGGCUUUCCGCCUAUUAGUUUUCGUUUCGGAAUAGUAAUAAUAAUGCGCCAAUUUUGUUGUAUUAAUUCCCCCCUGAUUACUACUCUUGUCAUACCUAGAUUUCCACCCUUUCUGUGCACAGCAGGAAGUUGAACAUUAGAUUAAACCCACAAGAUAUAAAAAAGUCCAACCAUUUAAUUUUUCAAUAAGAUGGGUGCAC
Cuscuta epithymum is the source of this 1711-nucleotide messenger RNA. The record is from the annotation of a GenBank genome assembly. Lineage: Eukaryota; Viridiplantae; Streptophyta; Magnoliopsida; Solanales; Convolvulaceae.